Messenger RNA from Trachymyrmex cornetzi, 1244 nucleotides. RefSeq names its product GID complex subunit 8 homolog protein Houki (gene Hou). The coding region runs from base 1 to 696 and encodes 231 amino acids. Gene Ontology annotation, molecular function: protein binding. The transcript is spliced from 3 exons. Lineage: Eukaryota; Metazoa; Arthropoda; Insecta; Hymenoptera; Formicidae. The record is from RefSeq and is a predicted model, not a curated record.
AUGAAUUUCUCAGAGAAAGGGCUGGAUAGCCUACUCAAGGAAGAAUGGGUAUCGAAACUGGAAGAGAACACCUACAUACAAAAAAUGUCAAUGAACAACAUGAUCAUGAAUUAUCUAGUCACAGAAGGAUUCAAGGAAGCUGCCGAAAAGUUUCAACAGGAGUCGGGAGUAGGUCCGACGGUGGAACUGAGCUCUCUGGAUGACAGGAUCCGUAUUCGAGACGCCGUACAGAACGGUCAUAUCCAGGAAGCGACAGACUUGGUGAAUCAGCUGCAUCCUGAACUGUUGGACAACGACAGAUAUCUCUACUUUCACCUGCAACAGUUGCACUUGAUUGAACUGAUACGCACAGGCAGAGUCGAGGAGGCGCUUCAGUUUGCCCAGGAUCAACUCAGCGAAGCUGGCGAGUCAGAUGAUAAUAUAUUGUGCGAGUUGGAACGUACAUUGGCACUGUUGGCUUUUGAUGAACCACAUAAGAGUCCAUUCAGUGACCUUCUACAUCCCACACACAGACAGAAAAUUGCAAGCGAAUUGAAUGCUGCUAUAUUGAAAAUGGAACAUAGGGAAUCUACUAGCCCUCGUCUCAAUAAUCUGUUGAAGAUGAUACUAUGGGCUCAAGAGGAAUUAGACAAGAAAAAAGUAAAAUAUCCCAAGAUGACUGAUCUAGGUAGUGCCACAAUUGAAGAUACAAAAUAAUUUUAUAGUAGAGUGACUGAGAGCAUUUCUCAGCCUUAUUUCUAAAUGCGAUAAAUGAAUAUUUUGAAUUGAUUUUUAAACGUAAUUUUAUGUAAAUUGCUAUAUUCAUUUUGUAGGAAAAUAUAUUCGAAUUUUAAUCUUGUAUAACAAAUUAGAGAGGAAAAUGGUGUGUAGAAUUAUUAAUCUGUUAUAAUAAGAAUGUGUAAUGAUUAAUUUGAUACAUCGUUGUUACAAUUACUGUAAGUGUAAGAGAUAAGAAUGAUUAUUGCGAUUAUUUCUUUGUCUUUUGGAAUGUAAUGUUAAUAUAACAGGUAGAGGUAUUUUCAGAAUUUGUGUACAUGCAAUAUUUACUAGGAAUAGAUACGCGCAAAUUAAGACUUACAUAUGACUCCGGCUAUUAGCCUAUACAAGAUAAUAUAAUUGUAAAGAUACAUACAAAUAUAACAUGUGAUAAUAUGCAUAUUACAAUAGUCUUAAAAAAGUAACAGCCUUCACAGAGACGCUCUUAUAGUAUGAUUUUCAAAGUUAUAGAAAAGUUUAUUUUUAGG